Melampsora larici-populina 98AG31 is the source of this 666-nucleotide messenger RNA. RefSeq lists its product as uncharacterized. NCBI's taxonomy places the organism in Eukaryota, Fungi, Basidiomycota, Pucciniomycetes, Pucciniales, Melampsoraceae. The transcript has a single exon. The record is from RefSeq and is a predicted model, not a curated record. Bases 1 to 666 code for a protein of 221 amino acids.
AUGAACACAAGGAGUAGGGACUACGCAGCGAACCCCAGAUCUCCACCUAAACGAAAGAGACGUAAUCAACGCAAAACGAAUACAUUACCUGAAAUAAGCACGAACAGUGAAAAUCCACAUACAUCUUCCCCAUAUUUCUCUUACAAUCUUUCCGCUCUACCUCCAUUACCACCAUCCCUGUUAAACUUUAACUUAACGGAAUUGCCUAAUCUUCCUGAUUCACCCUCACUCACACCAACUCAGUCUCCACCGUGUGAAGAACUAUCUUUCCAAACUAUGUCAUUGAAAUCUAAAACAUCACCAAUUGAUCCUGCAUCUCCGGAUCUCACUACGUUACAUCACCUACCAGAGUCAACAACGCCCAAAUCGGAGUUAGUUGAAACUUUAUCUAAACUACAAUUACGAGAUACAGCACUUGUAUCUACCUACUCUGUUGAUCGCACUACGAAACCAUACCCAACGCUAUCUGAAAGAUUCUUCACGUCCGACCAGAAGAUCUUCGAACGAAAUCCCAAAAUAUUCCCAAAGAGAUACUUCAUACAUAACGUAUACAACAAGAUGUCUGAAUCGAAAUCAACCGAUUCACCAACUACGACUACGACGAAACCUGCUGCCACUCUGACAACUCAAGACAUAACUGAAGCGAAGGAGAAUUUAGGAAAUUAA